Messenger RNA from Solanum verrucosum, 867 nucleotides. RefSeq lists its product as uncharacterized. NCBI's taxonomy places the organism in Eukaryota, Viridiplantae, Streptophyta, Magnoliopsida, Solanales, Solanaceae. The transcript has 5 exons. The record is from RefSeq and is a predicted model, not a curated record. Bases 1 to 867 code for a protein of 288 amino acids. Gene Ontology annotation, biological process: protein transport.
AUGGGGUUGAAUAAUUUGCUCUCUUCAUUUGGUGAAUUUAUUAAAGGUUCAAGAUGGAGACAUCAUUCUAAGUGCAAGAAGGUAAUCAAACAGCUUAAGGCACGUUUAGUGAUACAAAGGAAGAGAAGAAAUUCAAUUAUAAAACAAUUACGUGAAGACAUUUCUCAACUUCUCCAAAUUGGACACCAUCAUCUAGCUUUAGCCAGAGUUGAACAACUUUAUAGAGAUGAGUGCAGAUUAUCUGCAUACAAUCAACUUGACAAUUUUUGUGAUUGUAUCUCUAUGAACCUACGUGAUAUUAGCACCAACAGUAAAUUGUCUGAUGACGUGCAAGAGGCAUUAUCCAGUAUGAUAUUUGCAGCAUCGAGAUGUGGCGAACUGCCAGAGUUGCAUUCACUAAGGAAUUUAUUUAAACAACAUUUUGGUCAAGCAUUUGAUCGACUCAACGUUGAACUGUUACCAGGUAAUAUGGUUAACUCAGAGACCAAACAGUACCUCACACAUGUCACAAAGCUAAAAGAAGACGUAAAGCUCCAAAUCAUUGAUGAAAUUUUCAGUAGCUUUAAGAGUUCUAGUAGGACUAAGGACAACAACUGGGUUGAAAGCUUAAAUUGUGAGAUUUAUACUUCAAAAAGAACCAGAAGGAAUAAAACCGUCAACAACAACAAUUGUAAUGUAAUUUCACAGGUGGAAUUUGCGGGGAAAAAUGAAGAACAAUUGCCUCGAGUACAACCACAAUCGCCUCAUGUCCAUCCGAAGCUUCCGGACUAUGAUAAUUUAGUUGUCAAAUUCAAAGAUCUCAAAGGAGAAAAUAUGUAUAAGACUAGUACAAAAUAUCAAUCCUUUUCUAAAUUGAUGAGGUGGUAG